CGGUUCCAGGGCGGAAGUGGAAGUGAGGUGCCGUGGGUCGGGUGCGCCCGCCUGCUGUUCACGGUGCCGCCGCCUCUCUUGCUGCGCGCCUCGCCCUCGCUCUCGCCCUCGACCUCCCCGCUGCCGCCGCCGCCGCCGCCGCCGCCGCCAUGUCGGCCAGCGCAGUGUAUGUGCUAGACCUAAAGGGCAAGGUGCUUAUCUGUCGAAAUUACCGAGGAGAUGUGGACAUGUCAGAGGUGGAGCAUUUCAUGCCAAUCCUGAUGGAAAAGGAAGAAGAAGGGAUGCUGUCUCCCAUCUUGGCCCAUGGAGGAGUUCGUUUUAUGUGGAUUAAACACAAUAAUUUAUAUUUGGUUGCAACAUCUAAAAAGAAUGCCUGUGUGUCACUGGUGUUUGCCUUUCUUUACAAGGUAGUACAGGUAUUUUCUGAAUAUUUCAAAGAGUUGGAAGAAGAAAGCAUUCGUGAUAAUUUUGUUAUUAUUUAUGAAUUACUGGAUGAAUUAAUGGAUUUUGGAUACCCUCAAACUACUGACAGCAAAAUUUUGCAAGAAUACAUCACUCAAGAAGGCCACAAACUAGAAACUGGAGCCCCCCGUCCACCAGCUACAGUCACCAAUGCUGUGUCUUGGAGAUCUGAGGGAAUCAAGUAUAGAAAGAAUGAGGUGUUCCUGGAUGUCAUUGAAUCUGUUAACCUUUUGGUCAGCGCCAAUGGGAACGUCCUUCGUAGUGAAAUUGUGGGCUCCAUUAAGAUGAGGGUGUUUCUCUCAGGGAUGCCAGAGCUGCGCCUGGGCCUCAACGACAAAGUUCUCUUUGACAAUACAGGGCGUGGAAAAAGUAAGUCAGUAGAGUUGGAAGAUGUGAAAUUCCACCAGUGUGUUCGCCUCUCCCGCUUUGAGAAUGACCGGACGAUUUCUUUCAUCCCCCCUGAUGGAGAAUUUGAACUGAUGUCUUAUCGCCUCAACACCCACGUAAAGCCCUUGAUAUGGAUCGAAUCUGUAAUUGAAAAACAUUCCCACAGCCGCAUCGAGUACAUGAUUAAGGCAAAGAGCCAGUUUAAACGCCGAUCGACUGCAAACAACGUAGAGAUCCACAUUCCUGUGCCCAAUGACGCCGACUCGCCCAAGUUCAAAACCACUGUGGGGAACGUCAAGUGGGUUCCAGAGAACAGUGAGAUUGUUUGGUCCAUUAAAUCCUUCCCGGGAGGGAAAGAGUAUCUGAUGAGAGCUCACUUUGGCCUGCCUAGUGUUGAAGCUGAGGACAAAGAAGGAAAACCACCCAUAAGUGUCAAGUUUGAAAUUCCAUACUUCACCACCUCAGGGAUACAGGUACGUUACCUGAAGAUCAUUGAGAAGAGUGGUUACCAAGCUUUGCCUUGGGUUCGGUACAUCACCCAGAAUGGAGACUAUCAACUCCGGACACAAUGAGGCUUCUCUGCCAGUCCAGAUGACACACAUCUUCAGGCCUAGAAUUUGUUUGUAGGAAUUUCUUGUGGUGCUGAAGACUGUCAACGUCUUGUCUUCAGUGGCGACUUCGAUAAAUCGGAAUGAACCGAGGAGAGAGAAUUAAAUAGAUAUUUAUUGACUUUGACACCCAGCAUUAUAUGCCCUGACCAUAACUGUGUGGAUAUCUUUUCAUCAUUUGUACCCAUUGUUUCUGCUGUUACCAGCUUUUCAAAUUAAGAGUCAUACUUUGUCCCAAAUAGGCAGGAACACAGGAAUAAUCUUAGAAUUCCCUUUUCAUGCCAGCCCGAGCCAAUUUUGGAAGGAGACAGAAGCCCCAUUUAGACAAAAUGCUCUUUUCUGAUGUGAUGUGAGCUCGGUGGUACCAAAAAGGAUGGUGUUAGAUUUGCCAAAAUAACUGCGAGGUGAGUCAUCUUCUUACUGAAAGUAUGGGAGCAGCACCAGUGAAGCAGCAUCAGGGGUAGAUUUGGGGGAAGUGAUAUAUUCUGCGUUUGUCCUUUGAGAUCUAGCUUGCAGUGGAGGGCAUCAUCAGGUGAAGCUUUGGAUGUUAGGACACAAGUAUUCACCCCGAUUCUCAGCAUAGUACAUCUGCUUCAAAAACUGCUCCUCAGAUCUGGGAGUCUAGAGAACAUCUCUCUAACAGGGAGUGGGGGCAGCACUGAAUGUUUACAGAGCACAUGCUGCCUGCCCUCAGGCUGCCAGAACUCAUUUUUCCAGGAUAUUGUCAGGGUAGUGAAGUGACCCACAAUCAUACUACCCACCAUCCUCUCCAUCCCUACCCCAAAACACCACAGAGAGCUCUUAAAGAAUGAAUUUAAAUGUAGAGAAAAUGAGAUUGUACUUGAGACUAAGGUUACUGAUCCCAUGUAUUCUUGCCAGAGAAGCCAAGUAGAGAAGCUUGUUGAAUUACCCUUUUUUAGUUCAGGUAAAUCUUUUAGAUCCUACAGACCCUUUCAAAAUCCAUUGGCCCCUUUGGUCACAGCCAUGCCAAAAGGUUCACAGGCUGUGUGUGCCUUCAGUCCAGGGGCUCCGCUGACUCUUGAAUUUUGGAUGUAUUGAAACAAGGCUGGGGCCCUGGCUCUGGGUCCCUUUACACACCAUGUGCCAUUCUGUUAGUUUUACAGACCAGAACAGUAUUUUUCUAGCUUUGCUGGGGGGCUGAUGGCUGACGAGUGUGAUGAAGAGGGCUGUAUGCUGUGUUUGUCCUGUUAGGUGGCAGGGGCCUGAGAGUUGAGACGUUAGGUCUGUUCUCACACCCCAGUCUGCUCUCAUCUGUCCUUGUGAGUCUGAUGUCAUGAUGUUCUAGAGGAGACUUUGGCCCAGGUGUUUCUGAAGAUGCUCCUGGAGACUGAGAAUAGAGCGUGUGCUGUACAUGAAGGUGCUGUAUGUUUUGUUAAUGCCGAUUCAGUUACUGUUACUACUACCCACCUGUAGAACAUAUUGGCCAAUAUUGCAUUAAAUGCAGAUUUCAAAUCUA
Molecule: messenger RNA, 2934 nt
Organism: Phascolarctos cinereus (koala)
Lineage: Eukaryota; Metazoa; Chordata; Mammalia; Diprotodontia; Phascolarctidae
Gene: AP1M1
Product: adaptor related protein complex 1 subunit mu 1
Biological process (GO): vesicle-mediated transport; intracellular protein transport
Cellular component (GO): clathrin adaptor complex
Source: RefSeq, a predicted model, not a curated record